CUAUCUUGCGCCUGAUUCGCGGUUAUCUUCUGACGUUAUCAGACAUUUGUGUGACAUUUUCCUCUUGUCGAUAAAACGUGUGUUUGGUCCGACAAGAGGUCACUCCUGUGCCGACUCACGGGCGAGUCAAGUGGACUGCACUCAUCAUGAAAGCGGCACUCCUCUGUCUGCUGGCCGCGACCAGCACCUACGCCUACUCCGUUAGCCGUCAGGACCCGGAGACGCUAUGCCUCAACCAGGAGAACUUCCUUCGCAUCGCGCGGGACGAUUCCUGCACUGACUACUAUCAGUGCUACACGGGACGAGCUUACUUGAUGCAGUGUCCUGAGGGGACCUGGUUUAAUGAGGAUGAACAGAUCUGCGACUGGUCUGAAGCCCCGGCGAGAUGUGUCCAGCCAGAACCGGAGCCAGAACCAGAACCGGAACCAGAACCUGAGCCUGAGCCAGAACCUGAGCCUGAGCCAGAACCUGAGCAAGAGCCUGAGCCAGAAACGGAAACUGACCCUGAGCCUGAGGGAGAAACUGAGCCAGAAGCAGAACAAGAACCGCAACCUGAGCUAGAGCCAGUUCAAGAAACAGUAGCAGCAGACGAAGAAGGGUCAGGUGAUUGGGAAGACAAGGAACUGAUCGUGAAAUUCAACAUUCGUCAAGAGCAGGAAGUCGAAGCGGAGAGUGAAACUGAAGAGCCUGAAAUUGCAAUUCCAGCGAGAUUCAAGCGGCUUUUGCGUAUGGCACAUGAUGACGAGGACGAAGAUGAGGAACCUCACGAUCAUGAGCAUAGUCAUGAUCAUGACCAUGAACACAGCCAUGACCAUGGAGAUGGCCACGAUCAUGAGCACAGUCAUGAUCAUGAUCACUCACACGAACAUGAAAGACAAGAAGAAAAUGAGGAAAGUGUGACAGAAGAAGUAGAACCACUUGAAAGACAAGACGAGGAAGGUGUGACUGAGGAAUCAGAAACUCUUGAAAGACAAGACGAGGCAGAUGGUGUUACUGAAGCCACUGAGGAAGACAACGUUACUGAAAUUCCUGAGAGGUUUAUGAGGCGAAUGGCACAUGACGAUGAGGAAAGCAAACAUGAGCAUACUCAUGAGCAUGAUCAUGACCAUAGCCAUGAUGACCAUGAUCACGAACACAGCCACGAUCACGACCAUCAUGAUCACGACCAUCAUGACCAUGACCACGACCAUCAUGACCACGACCAUCACGAUCACGAUCAUCACGACCACGACCACGACCAUCACGACCACGACCACAGCCACGACCAUGAUCACACACACGAAGAAAAAAGCCAAGAAGAAAAUGAAGACAGCGUAACAGAAGAUCCAGAGCUUCAGCGUCAAGAAGAUGAAGAAGCAGAUGGAACUACUGAAGCGAUCGAAGGAAUCGAGCGUCAGGAUGAGGGAGAAGAAGAAGAUGAUGUAACUGAAAUUCCUGAGAGAUUCAAGAGGCUGUUGCGCAUGGCUCAUGAUGAUGAGGAAGAUGAGCAUGAACAUACCCAUGAUCACGAUCAUGACCAUAGUCAUGAUGAUCAUCACCACGAUCAUGAUAACCAUGAGCAUCAUGACCACGACCACAGCCACGAACACGACCACUCACACGAAGUCAAAAGUCAAGAAGAGAACGAAGAUUCUGUGACAGAAGAACCAGAAAAUCUGGAAAGGCAAGACGAAGAGUCAGACGGUGUCACCGAAUCACCAGAAGACAUUUUAAGACAAGAUGAAAAUGAAGGAGUGACAGAUGAACCAGAAAGUGUUCUGAGGCAAGAAGACGAAGGCGUUACUGAAGCUAUCGAGGAAUUAGAGCGACAGAAUGAUGAAGAUGGAGUUACUGAGGAUCCGGAAGAGGUUUUACGCCAAGAGGAAGUCACUGAAGAACCAGAAAGUGAAGAAAAAAUCCCAGAGGUAAUUAACGAAGACGUCGCAGCCAGGAUUAAGAAACUGUUCAAAAAGCUUUUCAGAAUCAACGCUUGAGCGACAGCGGUUCAAAUGCAUUUUCUAACAAAAAUGCCAAUUUGAAAAUGCGCUGAUUGAGUGGUAAUUCUAGUAAUUUUAAGUUAAUUUAUUGAAACAUCUUCUCGUGCAAUUUUGUAAAUAUAGAUAGGAAAUAAAUUAAGUUAGUAAGA
Molecule: messenger RNA, 2125 nt
Organism: Plutella xylostella (diamondback moth)
Lineage: Eukaryota; Metazoa; Arthropoda; Insecta; Lepidoptera; Plutellidae
Cellular component (GO): extracellular region
Molecular function (GO): chitin binding
Source: RefSeq, a predicted model, not a curated record